AAAUAUCUCGAGAACAUGUAAUUUCGUUUAAAAAAAUAAGAUACUUCAAUUAGAUAAUCUGUGCCAGAAAUAGUCCCUUCAACAAUCAAGCACUGACUGACUGGAUACAAACUUUUUUGAUGUUUAUUUCCCAACUUUGCAAUAGUCACGCUGUAGUUUCAAACGGAGUCAGGGAAUAUGGUUAACAUUUUCUUUUUCACAUAUUUAUCCAUUUUUGUGACACAUAACAUCUAAUACAAUUUGCUGUUAUAUAGAAAUAUAUAGACUCCUACGUAAUAUGAUUUUAAUGACUCUAAAAAGUGUUAGAAAGUACUAAACCUUACUAUCAUUUUAUUGGUGUCAUGAAGUUGUUGCUUCCGGCAACACCGGUCGUUUGAAUGGAAAAGACUGGAAAAUGAGAUGAGAAAUUUGUUGAUGAAAUUGACGUUUGUCAAAGAAAAUGUGUGCAUAACUUGGGUUAAAUCGCUGAAAGAAAAGUGGUGUAGCCAUUGUAUUUCAUAGCAAUUAGAAUGGACAUUAGUUUAUUUGUAGUGGACUGGUAGUGCUAGUGGUUUUACCAUGAACUUUAAAUAGAAAAUCUUCAAUUAACUGAUAAAGUUAAUGAUCAUAAAAUGUUAUGGAACUAUAUCAGAAAAGUGUCCAAGUGAUAAAAAAUUAUGAAAAAUGUCGCGGCGUAUGAAUAUGAUUGGAAUAUGUGCCGUCAGCAGUAUUUGUGCCCUAUUGUUGAUAGCUAGUCAGCACCGGAUUCCGCUUCCGGAUUCCGCUGGCUAUUCAACACAGGUUGUUAAUGAAACAGCUACAAUCGGCGAUAUUUUGACCCUGCAACGUGCCCGCAUUGCAAGGGAGAUGGAGAAUUUCGACUAUCCUUGUGGCCGUUUUGGGGUCGACGCAGAAAAGUUGUCUGACAUGACACCUGAGACUGGUGGCAAGCCCGUUCGAAGUGUUAUCAUUACCACCUGGCGGUCAGGAUCCACAUUUCUUGGAGAUAUUUUGAAUGCAAUGCCAGGAAAUUACUAUCACUAUGAGCCGCUUUUGAAUUUCGAUAUUGUGCAAAUCCGUGGGCCGCCCAUGCAAGAUGUUGCAGUAUUAAAUUUGAAAAAUCUUUUGAACUGUAACUAUACAGAUAUGCAUGAUUAUCUGGCGUACGGCAAAGAUCAUCCGUAUUUAUUUCAACAUAAUGUACGAUUAUGGAAUCAAUGCAGCUCAUAUCCUCAAUACUGUUGGCAACCAAGAUUUCUGGAACCAUUCUGCCGCCUCUUUCCUCUACAGAGUAUGAAAGUCGUACGUAUUCGGUUAGCGCUUACUGAAAGCCUACUUAAAGAUGAAAGUUUGAAUGUUCGUAUAAUACUUCUCAUUCGGGAUCCACGUGGCACUAUGCAGUCGAGAAAGCAUAGAUUAUGGUGUCCUGGAAAUCCUGAUUGCGAUGAAGAAUCCAGGUUAUGUGCAGAUUUAGAAGCCGAUUACAAAGCUGCGCAGCAAUUCACUAAGAAAUAUGCUUCGAGAUUCAAAGUAGUACGCUACGAAGAUCUCUCGCUAAGUCCUUAUGAUUUAACUCAAGAAAUUCUUCAAUUUUUGGGUUUACCAUUCGAUUCGAUGGUUGAAGAAUUUUUGGAUACUCAUACGAAGAUAGACAUAGGCGGCGUGAGUUCAACUUUCCGAGAUUCGAAAGCAACACCAUUUCAUUGGAAAAGGGAUCUAUCCUGGGAUGAAAUCGAAUCAAUACAAGGCGUAUGCACAAAGGCCAUGGAGGCUUGGGGAUAUAAAAAAUUUAAUUUCUCGAGUGAUUUGCUAAAUUUUGAGCCACUUCUAGCAGCCCCGUUUACAUGAAAAUGAUAGGCAUUUCUACUAAUUCAGGCUAGUUGGAUGAUUUUAUUAGAACGAUAAGCGAAAAGAGUUUCUAAAAUGACAUAUAAUAAUAAGUAAUUCUGAUUUGAAAGAAAGAAUUACUUGAUUUCCGAGGUAGGUUAGUGUAGGUAGUUAUGUGUAAUAAUGCUGCACGUGCCUAAAUUUUGCUGUUUCGCGUGAAUGUAUGUAUGAACUUUUGUAUAAUAUGAACUAUAGUGAGAAGCAAUUGUUGAUUUUUUUGUUAAGAGAUUUUAUUCUACGGAAACAUAUAUAAUGUCACUGUCGUGCUACUUAGUGGUUAGUAAAUAUAGGUAUUAAGUGAUAAACAAAGAUAAUCUUGCAAUUUGUUUAAUUAUUUUUUCGAAAGGAGGCAAAGUUAAGUCAGUACAAAUAUAAAUUGAAAACAGA
Messenger RNA from Hermetia illucens (black soldier fly), 2253 nucleotides. Its product is annotated as carbohydrate sulfotransferase 1-like. Gene Ontology annotation, biological process: sulfur compound metabolic process; N-acetylglucosamine metabolic process. Gene Ontology annotation, molecular function: N-acetylglucosamine 6-O-sulfotransferase activity. NCBI's taxonomy places the organism in Eukaryota, Metazoa, Arthropoda, Insecta, Diptera, Stratiomyidae. The record is from RefSeq and is a predicted model, not a curated record.